AUGUCCGUACAAAGGGAUCCACAAGUGCAAUCACUAUCACCUCACCUCUCCCAGACGUCAAGCUGCUUAUAUUGGAAUGAUGAUGGUAACUGCACCAAUAGCACUAUUUCCCGCCACCUUAUUGUUGGUCUAGUGGUCGCAUCAGUAUCCUGGACAAUGCUCAAUCCUGUAUCAAAUACUCAAAGUGGGUUUAACUUUUCCGUAAAGUCGCUUUUUGAACCCCCGAUGCGGGAUCAAGACGGAGAGGCCAUCAGUUUCGUGUUCUUAAUCAGUCUAUCGGUCACAUUUGCCGUACUGAUGGUGAUGCUCAUAGUAGUGGCUGUGUACGUGACUUUCUGCAGUGCGGACGAAACUGAAUAUGAUGAAGAAGUGGCGUCAGCAAUGCCCAACCUAUUUCGCAAAAAGCGCAGUUUGGUACUACUAGACGGCUCGUUCCUCACUCCAGGCCAAUUCGACGACAGCCAGGCGCUUCUGGAACAAGAAGCUGUGGAACUGCCCCGGAUGUCGCGGUUCGAAGUCGAACUUUAUCGGCGUGCUCAAGAGUUUCAGAAAGUGUGUCCGCCUAACGUCAAAGAAUUUGGCACCUACACAAACGCAAGCGACAAGCAGUUCAUAAAGGACCGUGGGAUACAAAGCUACUAUUUUUUGCCCUCCAUCAAUGAUAAUGUCGACCAAUUUGGUAACUUUCUGCCCAGUUUUAUCAUUCAGGAUAAGCUCGAUAUCCUGUUCACCAAGUUUAAUAAAAGUGCAUCUACAAUCAUGAACUACCCUCUUCCGCACAAUAAAAAGGACGCUGUCUAUUUCGAAGUGAAAGUUUUCAAGUUUCCUCGCAAACCGAACUCCAUAUUUAGCUGCGGCCUCGUUACGUGCCCCUACCCAUACUUCCGCCUUCCUGGAGCUUCUCAAUUCUCCAUAGCUUACGAGUCUACGGGAAAGCUUCGCAUGAACAAUCCUUUCUAUGCCAACACUUUACUGCCGAAAUUACAAGAAGGUGAUGUAAUUGGAUUUGGCUACCGCUACAGAACCGGUGCAAUCUUCAUCACACACAAUGGGAAAAAACUCAUGGAUCUGACACAUAACGUGGAUAUUGAUCUAUUCAUUGGAGUUGGGGCUAUGAACGCAGCCUACACGAGGACGUACACCCGAGAGGGAUUGCUUGAAGACUGUGACAACGUAUCUCUGCGGGAAAGAAUUUUGGCCAGCGACUUGGAUCUUAAGGCUCCCCGCGCGAUUAACGAACAGUUGGAAACAAUUCACGAUCCGUCAGAAGCAGACUUAUCGUCUGAUGAGAUCGAAUUGCACGUCAAUCUCGGCCAGCUGGGCUUUGUGUAUGUGGAGGCUAACGUCAAAAAAUAUGCAUUUGGAAGUGUUUUCGGAGACAUUGGUAUUCCACCAUCCUACAAUGGAGACGAAAUAAAAAAGGAUGUGGUGUUGCAAAAGGGCGAAGAACUGCCACCCAAAUACCCGAGUGACGAACUGGCACCGAUGACCAGCACUUCAAUCACCGUGCAGGACGGCGAGCCCAGUUCUGCUGAAUAUGAAGGACACGAGCGUGGCUCCUCAAACGACAGGCAAAAUAGUAGCACAAGUGAACCGAAAUCCAAAAACGGCAAGAAACGGCAUCGCAAGAAACGCGGAAAGCGUGGAGUGAGGCGAGGAAAUAGGUGA
Lachancea dasiensis is the source of this 1668-nucleotide messenger RNA. The record is from the annotation of a GenBank genome assembly. Lineage: Eukaryota; Fungi; Ascomycota; Saccharomycetes; Saccharomycetales; Saccharomycetaceae.